Aspergillus melleus is the source of this 1170-nucleotide messenger RNA. RefSeq lists its product as uncharacterized. The transcript has 5 exons. Bases 1 to 1170 code for a protein of 389 amino acids. Gene Ontology annotation, molecular function: FAD binding; monooxygenase activity. The record is from RefSeq and is a predicted model, not a curated record. NCBI's taxonomy places the organism in Eukaryota, Fungi, Ascomycota, Eurotiomycetes, Eurotiales, Aspergillaceae.
AUGUCACGAUCAAAGGUCAUUGAAAAGUCUGCUUUCCUUAACGAGGUCGGUGCUGCCAUUCAUGUGGCCCCGAAUGCGACUCGCAUCUUGAAAGGUUGGGGUUGCAACCUGGACUGGCUGCAUCCCGUUCACUGCGAGAAGCUACAGGUUUGGGAUGGGAAUGGGAACCUCCUACGAACUCCGAUUGUCACAGAAGAGCAUCGCAAGGCUUUGAAUGUGUCCGAUGAAUGGGUCCUGACCCAUCGAGUGGACCUGCACAGUGCUCUGCGUGCUACUGCAGCGCAGAUUGUCGACGGCCGCAAGAUUGACAUACGACUGUCCUCGCGGGUCUUGUCUGUGAAUACGGAGAAGGGAGAGGUUGUGCUCGAAGAUGGAACGAAAUAUGUGGCCGAUCUAAUCGUCGGUGCCGAUGGGGUUCACUCCCGUUCCGUACGUGCGAUUAUGGGGGAAGACAGGGGCAUCGUACAAACUGGCCAAAGCUGCUUCCGAUUCUUGGUGCCCAUUGAAAAGAUGCAAAGUACUCCACUCACCUCCAGGCUACUUGAGAAGAUCGGCCUUAACGGCGUCCACGUCUUCUCAACAGAAGACCGCCGUCUCGUUGUCUACCCCUGUCGCCAAGGGCAGUUGCUCAACUGCGCCGGCAUCUAUCCGCCUGGUCUAGAGGAAGACGCUGGGACGGAUGCUUCUUGGCAUAAUGCUGGUAGCGUGAGUCAGUUGAUCUACACGUUUCGUGGUUUCGGCGAGGACCUGCUGGAGAUGUGCAGGAUGGCUGAGGAUGUCAAGCUUUGGAGUCUGGCGUCUCGGGACCCCCCGCCUACGUUUGUUAAGGGCAAGCUUGCUUUGAUCGGUGAUGCAGCUCAUCCCAUGCUUCCUCACCAGGGCCAAGGCGCCGCGCAAGCAUUUGAAGACGCGGCUGCUCUCGCUGGGGUUUUGACGGCGGACACGACUCCAGACAAGUUGUCGCAUCGUCUCGAGUUCUACAACAGACUUCGGUACUCGCAUUCGGUCACAGUCAUGAUGAUGUCGAGAACCAACGACGAGCGAAGGGCGGAAAUGCUGGAUGAGCUCCGCCGGUAUGUUCCCAACGCAGAACUACCCAAGGACAUGUUCGCCUUCACUUGGCCAUCGGAUCCGGUGACGGAGGCAGCGGAUCUCGUUGCAAGUGCAUAG